AUGCAUUCUUCACCAGCAGUACGCUACAGCAAGCAUAAUUUCGAGCCUAUUUGAUCAUCUCUUAUCAUAGGUGCUAUCAUGGCUUCGUCUUCGUCUGCAUCUUCACCGCUCCUCUAUUCGUGUAUCGCCUAUAACACCACCAUCCUGGCCGAGCACACGACGUCGGCUUCCUCACAAACAAGCAGCCUUGCCUCCCUCAUCCUACCAAAAAUCACUCAUCAGCAACCACAAAAACUCACAUACACAAGUGGAUCCAAUUUUAUACACUAUAUUGCCCUUGCGCCCUCGGAGUACCCGAAUGCCCCGUCAGCGGGUGGUUUGACCUUCCUGUGCGUUGCCAAUGAAUCGCUAGGCCGCCGUGUGCCUUUUGGAUACCUCCUCGAAGUCAAGAAAAAGUUCCUCGGCGAUUAUGCGCCUGAAUCUACAGACUUCGCAAGUCUUCCACCGUAUGGCUGCGCAGCUUUCAACACUACGAUGAAGAAGUUGAUGAUCAGUCACGGAACAACCGAGGCGGGGCAGAAUGACGCGAUCAGAAAUGUGCAGCGGGAGAUGGACGACGUACGAGAGAUUAUGAGUGAGAACAUCGAGCGAGUUCUCGAGAGAGGGGAACGGAUAGAUCUCCUUGUGGACAAGACGGAUCGAUUGGGUGGCAGCGCAAGAGAUUUCAGGGUGAGAAGUAGAGGACUGAGGCGAAGGAUGUGGUGGAAGAACGUCAAGUUGAUGGUGCUGUUGUGUGUCGUCAUUGUCUUUCUGAUCUACCUACUAGUCGGCAUGGGUUGUGGCCUCCCUGGUUGGGGUAGAUGCAUACAUCACUGAUUAUCAAGCGCAAGGUGGUCUGGUGAAUGUGUAAAGACUUUCAUUUCUGUUAACAGCGGUUACUCUUGUACAAUUAGUGUGUAUAUGUGAAGUUCUGAUGAGACCUUUGACAAUCUACAGUUUUGCAGUCUCGGCUUUGAUCUCUCUGAGCGCCUC
Messenger RNA from Verruconis gallopava, 972 nucleotides. RefSeq lists its product as uncharacterized. The coding region runs from base 79 to 816 and encodes 245 amino acids. The transcript has a single exon. Gene Ontology annotation, biological process: vesicle-mediated transport. The record is from RefSeq and is a predicted model, not a curated record. Gene Ontology annotation, cellular component: membrane. NCBI's taxonomy places the organism in Eukaryota, Fungi, Ascomycota, Dothideomycetes, Venturiales, Sympoventuriaceae.